Diabrotica virgifera virgifera (western corn rootworm) is the source of this 3283-nucleotide messenger RNA. RefSeq lists its product as uncharacterized. Lineage: Eukaryota; Metazoa; Arthropoda; Insecta; Coleoptera; Chrysomelidae. The record is from RefSeq and is a predicted model, not a curated record. The transcript is spliced from 4 exons. The coding region runs from base 665 to 2680 and encodes 671 amino acids.
UUCACUACUAUACAAGUCACAGGCAUGUUGUCAGCACUCAAAAUCACCAAAAACGUAAAGUUUAUAAAAUAAUUAAUCUAAUGAAUGUCUUUAAAUACUAUAUUAAGCUCAAAAUCACGACAAAAAACAAAUUAAAAUUAACAUUAUUCUGAUCAGUUGGACUUGCACAGUUCACUAUUAUACAAGUGACAGGCAUGUUGUCAGCACUCAAAACCACCAAGAACGUAAAGUUUAUAAAAUAAUUAAUCUAAUGAAUGUCUUUAAAUACUAUAUUAGCUCAAAAUCAGGACAAAAAACAAAUUAAAAUUAACAUUAUCCCGAUCAGUUGGACUUCCACAGUUCACUAAUAUACAAGUCACAGGCAUGUUGUCAGCACUCAAAAUCACCAAAAACGUAAAGUUUAUAAAAUAAUUAAUCUAAUGAAUGUCUUUAAAUACUAUACUACCUCAAAAUCACGACAAAAAACAAAUAAGAAAAAUCAAUAAUUACAUUGAGUUUAGGUUAAGAACAGUUUUGUGUGCCAACCAAAGAUCACGUGAUUUAACUUUGACAGGUCGAUGGAUUCCCUAAGUGGAAAUAUAGGUUAAAUGGUGAAAGCUGAAAGUUUGUUUUUCAAUUUUUCUCAGUGGCCUCCGUUAGUUAAUUAAUACUACAGUUAUUUAAUAUGGAAUGCAAUAAAAAUAUUAAGGAUUCUAGAAAUCAAGAAAUGUUUCCGUAUAUCAAAGACGAAGGAGAUUCUCUGCAGAAAUAUAACAAUAUAAAAGUUAAAUCUGAACUAGAUGGAAGCAGUUAUGGACAGGAAUCUGUAUUAGAUGGGUAUUGUUCAGAUUCAGAGGAUAUUAAAAUCGAAAACCAUGUAUUAGAAGAUGUCUCUAAUGAUAUUAAAGUUGAAAUAAAAAAAGAACUGGAGGAGUGUUAUAGCAUUGAGUUUCAAAAUUGGUUACAACUAGAGCAACAGAAGAAUAAGAUCCAAUACAGUCGUUCAACUCGGAAACUUGUUAGCAAGCAGUUCUGUACAUACUACUAUGAAUGUAAUCGUUCAGGGAUUGUACCAAAAGAGCGUUUAGAUAGAAAACGAUUAACAAAAUUUCAAGGUUCACAGAAAAUUGGAUGCAUGUGCAGUAGUCAUAUAGUAUUAAAAGUAAAUAAUACCACAAAUGAGGCUUCUAUGACAUAUUUCAAAACUCAUUAUGGACAUGAUUUAGAGCUGAAACAUAUUCGCAUACCUGAAAAUACGCGAAACAUAAUAGCAAGUAAACUUGCACUUGGAAUUACUGCUAAUAAUAUAAUAAAUCCUAUUCGAAACAGUUUUGGUUCACAUGACUUAGAAAGAACAGACUUAAUAACAAAAAAAGACAUAUAUAAUAUUAAAAAAUCAUUUAAUCUUGAUGUAACUGAUGGUGUACGCCAUUCUGAUGAUGCAGUAAGUGUUUCAUUGUGGGUUAAAGAAAUGUCAGGCACAUAUAACAGUCCUGUUUUAUAUUACAAACCUCAAGGCUCUGAGGACAGUCAGCAUAAUUUAGAUUGCUCAGAUUUCUGCAUUAUUAUUAUGAAUGAUAUACAACGUUAUGCUGUCAUGAAGUUUGCACAAAAAUUUGUAUGUAUUGAUGGUACCCAUGGAACGAAUCCAUAUAAUUUUGAGUUAACCACUUUGAUGGUUAGCGAUGACUUUGGUGAAGGAAUUGCUGUGGCAUACAUGAUUUCAAAUAGAAUGGACACUACAAUUUAUAAAAUAUUUUUUAACUGUAUUAAAACAGCACUAGGUAAAAAUAUCACUACAGAUACGUUUAUGAGUGAUAUAACCGAAACAUUUUAUAAUGGAUGGACAGCAGUGAUGGGGCCUGUGCCUAAUCGAUUAUUUUGUUCCUGGCACAUUGAUCGUGCAUGGAGAACUAAUUUAGGAAAAAUUUCUUCACUUGAAAAAAGAAAGGAAGUAUAUAAGUGCUUGAAAUUUAUACAAAGUGCUUUAGAGGUUGACAUUUUUAACAGACGUUUUGUUGAAUUUUUGACCCAACUGGAGAAUGAUUCUGAUACUGUUAAAUUUUAUGAGUACCUGACUAAAAAUUAUAGUUCAAAUACCAAGUCGUGGGCAUACUGUUAUAGAAAGGAGUUAUUAAUAAAUACAAAUAUGUACUUGGAGAGUAUGCACCGUAUUAUUAAGUAUGAAUACCUAGAAGGAAAAAAGGUGAAACGCCUAGAUAAAAGCAUACAUAAUUUGAUGCGCUACACCCGAGAUAAACAAGUGGAAAGACUAAUUAAGAUAACAAAAGGAAAAAGGACUGAUCGAUUGACUGCCAUUAACUCUAGCCAUAAAGUAGCCACAAAUUCUAAAUUUGAUAUUGAAAGUGUAGAAGGAAGUGACGAAUUUAAAAAAUGGACAAUUAAAAAUACAACAAACACAAAAACAUAUACUGUUACAGAGAAAACUAUUAAUGUAUGUUGUAUGUUAUCUUGUCAGCUAUGUAAAAUAUGCUACCAUUCCUACUCGUGUACUUGCCUCGAUUAUUUUAUAAAAUCAAAUAUUUGCCAGCAUAUUCACUACCUCUGCAUUACACAAGUAACUAAUGAAGUUCCAAGCACUUCUACCAACAGUGAUAUUAGGGAAGAACUGGAGUAUUCCUUCAGCAUCUACGUACACAUCAAAAACCGAGGGAUACUUCAAAAUUACAGGACAUACUAACAGCUUCAGCACUAGAAGUCAUUGCAUUAGGUAAAAAGUGUAACAGUGAAGAUAUUUUAAUGACAGCCAUUAAUCAAAUGAAAGCUACCACUGCUUUAUUGACUGCUACUGUGAAAGCAGACAAAUUUCAGAAUGAUCCGAAUAUGAGACUUGAGCCAAGUAACAAGAAAAUUCAGAAACAGGUAUCAUUAUUUUCCACCAAGAAAAAGAGAGUGUCUAUGUCUGGUAAAUUAUUAAGGAAGCCCAAUACUGCAGAGUCCUCCAAUUUAAAUGAAGUAUUAUCUAAAGAAUCCUUAUUUGUUUCAGAAUUGCCGGAAGAUGAUCAUAAUUAUUUAUAAACAUUUAUUUUAUAUCAUCCUUUAGACUUGGAUAACUUUAGAUUUGUGUUUUCAUUGAUUUUAAAUAUAUUGUUUUCAAACCAGCUGAGCACUUGGCAUACUUUGUAUUUGCAUUUUUUAAUUUAAGUAAUUAAGUAUAUGACAUUAGUUUUUAGAACAUUGAAUAGAGAACAGUUCGAAUAGGCAUCAAAAUGUUUUUUAGGGUUUGGUUUUGUUAAUGCCUGCAUAUGUUGUGUGUAUACCUACAAUUAAAGUAAUCAGCAAA